AGGAUCAUGGUGACGACGCUAGACCUGCACCAGCUACCGGCAAGAUGACAUUGCCAACCCCUGGCAGAGUGAAGAAAAUGCUUCCAAUUUCUAAUGGAAGCUUCCAAUUUUCACUCAUCUUCAAAUUUAUGGUUUUCUUCAAACUUUUUUGUUACUCGACUGCCUUCCAAAAUAACAUACGGUUCACUGCUGCCUUGUACAACGCCAGCGUCCACGAGAACGCUGUCGGUAACACCCUUGUGGUCAGUCACGAGAUGAUGGGGGUGUUCCUUCCUAACCCAAACUAUUCUAUAAAAUACAGAAUAGUUGACGGUGACAACCACAACUUCUUUCGUGCCUCCCCAAAAACCGUCGGGAAUUUCUGUUUUCUGGAAGUCUACGUCAGGACGGGCAAUAGUAGAAACUUGAACAGGGAGAGCAGGAGUCAGUUCCAGCUCAAAGUUCAAGCUCUCCUGCGCAGUUCAGAUGGAACAGAAACCGAAAUUCCUGGAGCUGAGACCAGAGUUUUGAUCAAAAUUAUAGAUGCCAAUGAUCUGUCACCGUUCUUUUUGGAGAGCGAAUACCGAGUGACAGUGAGUGAAGAUACUGCGCUUUAUUCCUCUAUCGCACGGGUAAAAGCUGAAGACCCUGACGAAGGACUCAAUGGCGAGGUUUACUACAGUUUCAGCCAACCCACAACCCAGUUCUCAAUUCAUCCAACGACAGGUGUCGUGUCACUGACCAAACCCUUGCACUAUCUCCAGAAGUCUCUUCACAGACUCGAAGUCGUUGCCAAAGACCGUGGGUAUAACAGCCCAGCCGCUUUGUUUCCUUCAGAGGCCACCCUAGUAGUAAAUGUUGUAGACGUCAACUUGUACCCACCUCAAAUUGAAAUCAUUCGUCUGGCGGAAAGUGUCACCAGUGGGUAUCUCGUGGUCCAUGCCAUCGUUAACGUGAUCGACAACGAUAAAGGACCUAGUGGUGAGAUUCACUCUUUGGAGAUCAAUGACGGCGAUCCAGAAAAAGUAUUUCGAAUUCAGCCAGGAUCUUCGGCUCAGGAAUUUAGUUUAGGAACUUUACAUCCAAUCAGGUGGAGGGAUGCGCCGUACGGGUACAACCUAACACUCAAAGCGGUGGACAGAGGUACUCGGCCGCGAUUUAGUUACAAGCUCUUCAGCAUAGAACCUCCUGCUCUUGUUCAACAGGAAGCUAUUUUCAAGGAGGAAGUGUUUUACGUAAACGUGAGCGAAUCUGCGCCUCCGGGCAGUCAAGUGGUGCAAGUGAGCCCCUGGGUCCCGGGAUCCCAAUCCCGCGUGACUUUUUCCAUUUCAGCUGGCAACGAAGGCGGGGAAUUUGAGCUCGAUACGACAACGGGAACCCUCACCACCGCCAUGUUUCUUGAUGCUGAGACGCGUGACACUUAUUCACUAACGAUAGAUGCCUCAACUGCUGCUCCCUUGCGGCAGCAUCAGCAAGCCUCCACAAGGGUCGUCGUGAGGAUUCAAGAUGCCAACGAUAACUCGCCAAUGAUUGUCGCUCCCCAGGAUGUCGUCUUCGUCGACGAAAACCAACAAAAGUCGAGUUUUGUGAUCUACGUUCGCGCCCAAGAUUAUGAUUCUGGGAAGAAUGCCCUCUUGUCUUAUUCCCUAGCUAAUGAGGAUGACGUACCCUUCACCAUCGACAGUUUUUCGGGAGAACUGCGCACCACUCGCCCUCUCGAUUACGAAACUGAGAGGCGAUCGUGGCGGCUAGUAGUUAGGGCCUCUGACUGGGGCGAACCUUACCGGAGACAAACCGAGAAGAUCAUAACUGUCAAAGUCGUCGACGUCAAUGACAAUCGGCCUCAGUUUGAGCAAGUCGACUGCUCUGGCUCCAUCGCUAGAUCGACUCCCAUCGGAACAGAAAUAAUGAACGCAACGGCGGUUGACUUCGACUCGGGCAACAUCAUCAGCUACCGCAUCGUAGGCGGCAACAAUGACAGGCUGUUCAACCUCGAGCCCCACACUGGCGUCUUAAGCUUGGCUUCUGAUCUGCACGACGUCGUGUCGUCAAGAAGGUUAUUGAACGUUACUGCCACCGAUGGCCAGCACUUCUCAGACAUCCUAACUAUCAGUUUACAUUUCGAACCUCACGUUUCCCACACUUCAUCCAACAAAUGGGUGUCGCUCAAGUGCAAGGAGGCGGGACUUUUCAAACAGCUGCAAUUUCAGCUCGCUAAAUCUACUGCAAGCAACGCAGUGAUCGACGAACGAAAGCCGUCUUUGAGUCCACCAUUGACCACGAAUUUCCAUACACCUCACAUUUCAGAAGUGCCGUCUGAGGUGAGGAUACGUGAAAACAGUGAACUAGGAACUGUGGUGCUGAAGAUUCAAGCCCGUGAUCCUGACUUUGGCUAUGACGGGGACAUCGUUUACGCCAUCAGUGGUGGUAACGUCGAAUCUGUAUUUCAAAUCGGCGCCGCGUCAGGAGAAAUUACAGUUGUGGGUCACCUGGACCGUGAACGCGAACCGAGUUACACGCUCAAUGUGACAGCUUACGAUCAGGGAUACCCGAGACGUUCCGCAUCUCAGUCUGUAUUCAUCACUUUAGUUGACGAGAACGACAACGAUCCUGAAUUCGAUAAGUCAUCGUACCGAUUUUUCCUGCCUGAAAGUGUGGCUAUCGGCACCGGCGUUCGCCAGCUUUUGGCUCAUGAUCCAGACUCGGGCGCGUUUGGACUUGUUAGAUACUCACUCGCUACGGACACCCAAGACUUCGUGUUGCAUUCCGAGACGGGGCUGCUGACGGUGGCUCAGGAUUUAGAUUAUGAGCGACAAAACUCGUACGAACUUCGCAUAGUUGCUCAGGACGGCGGGUCAAGGUCCACGCACACGUACGUUACAGUGGAAAUCGUCAACAUAAACGACUGCCCUCCUGAGUUCUCCGAGAAAGGCGCUGCUGAGGUCAGAGUUCCUGAAGACUUGCCUGUUGGUUCCUUGGUGACGCUCAUCACUGCGAGGGAUGCGGACUCCACUAACCUCAGGUACACGUGGGAGGGCCCGCACGAGGGCACGUUCUCCCUGGACCAGGAGACGGGGGCCCUUCGUCUCGACGCGCCGCUGGACUACGAAGGACGUCGCGUCUACAACGUCUCCGUCAGGGCCUCUGACGACGGCAGUCCGCCUCUGUCAGCCGUCACACGUCUCCUCGUCGUCGUUGUGGACGUUGACGAGAACCAGCACAGUCCGGAGUUCGGGGCGGCGGUGGUGGAGGCUCGUAUCGCAGAAGAUGCGCCGCCGGACACGCUGCUGGUGGCGGUGCCCGCCAUCGACGCUGAUAUUGCACCUCUCGACAGCGCCGUUACCUACCGGCUGGUGGGGAGUGAAGGACUCGACGCCUUCUACGUCAACCAUUUGGGCGAGAUCUACUCGUCUGCUCUACUGGACCGCGAGACGAAGUCGUCCUAUUGGCUCACCGUCCGCGCUCAGGACGCCGGUACCGUACCGCGCUACAGCACGCUACACGUGAGUUGCCAGGCUACACGCGAGAUCCGCACAACGGAGCGUCGUCUGGACCGCGAGCAGCAGGCGACCCACGUUCUCGAGGUGACCAUCUCUGACGGUCCCUGGAACACGUCGAGCCUCUCGUCCAGGAACUCGACGAGCCUCUCGUCCACCACCCUCGUCGUCGUCAAGGUGCUCGACGAGAACGACCACGCACCCCAGUUCCUCGAGAGCGUCUACCGCUUCAUCGUCCCCCUGCGUCACGGGGAGGGGGCGCCUGGUGGGGGUAAGGAAACCCCCAACGCUGCUGCCCUCACAUCGUCUGUGCAGCUGCCGGUGUCUCGGGUGAUCGCCUGGGACCGGGAUGAGGGGGAGUACGGAACCAUCGUGUACCACCUGAGAACCGGUAACUCGUCUGCCUGGUUCAGGGUGCACCCAACAACGGGGGACAUCUUCUCCACCCUCCCCCUGCAACCCCACCACACCUACGAGCUACGUAGCAGAGCCCACUACACGCUCCUCCCUCACCCCGCCCCCUCCCUCGGGCAGGUCUCUGUGUCUGUAGGGGACCGCAACGAGCAUCGGCCGCGGUUCUCGCAGCCCCUGUACAAGGUGGAGGUGCGGGAGAGCGCCCCGCCGGGCACGCGGGUCCUGCUGCUGGCGGCGGAGGACCGAGACCGCGACCAGCACCUGCUCUACGCCAUCGUCAACGCCGCGCACGUCAGGUCCCAGGGCCUCUUCACCCUGCACCCCGUCACUGGGGACCUCCUGCUCGCCGCGCCCCUUGACAGGGAGGUGCAGAAGGAGCACCUGCUGACGCUGCAGGUGCAGGACCGCAUCACGCCCCGGCAGCAGGACCUCUGCCGCGUCCUCGUCAGGGUCCUGGACCACAACGACCACGCGCCGCUCUUCCUGCACGCCUCCUACAGCGCCUCCCUCGACCAGGACGCGCCCCUGGGCACCAGCGUCCUCACGGUCACCGCCGUCGACCGGGACCAUGGGGCCAACGGGGCCGUGACGUACUCCAUGGUGUCGGGUAACGCUGGGGGGGCGUUCGUGGUGUCUGCAGACGGGGGGCAGAUCUCCCUGGCGCGCCCCCUGCCCCCCCACCGCCCCCCGCAGGAGUUCAGGCUGACGGUGAGGGCGGAGGACGGGGGCGCGCCCCCCCGGCACUCCCUCGUCAGCGUCGCCGUCGCCGUGCACAUGUCCAGGACCGCGUCUCCCAGGUCGCUGGAGGUGGCCCAGCUGAGCGCCCAGGACCUGGACUACGGGGGGCGCGCGCCCCUUGUGUUCCACAUCGCUGAGGGCGACGACGAGGGGCGCUUCGUCGUGGACGCCGCGUCAGGACGCGUCGUCGUCCGUAACGCCAGCGACAUCGCGCCCGAGUAUCGUCUCAAGGUGGUGGUUAGCGACGGCGUGUUCUCCUCGAGCGCCAUACUGCACAUCAGAACAGAACCGCUGCCACGAACCUCUCUCCGGUUCAGCCAAGACAAAUACUUCGCUGUGGUAGAGGAGAACCACAAGGAGGUGGAGACGGUUCUCCUGGUCCACGCCGUGGGCACGGAACUCAACGAGCACCUCGAGUUCCGCAUCCUGAACCCCAGCCUCAUGUUCUCCAUCGGGGAGACCUCGGGGGUGCUCGUUACUACUGGCACGCCCUUUGACAGGGAAGAGCAGGACUCGUACCUGCUCGUGGUGGAGGUGAGCGGGACUCGUGGUGGAGGUGCGAAGUUCGUUACCGAGGGCAACACGGCGGGGGCGUUCACCGUGGGUCUCAACAAGGGCGCCGUGACGCUCGCCCGCCCCCUGGACGCCGAGGCCGCGGACGCCUACAGCCUCACCAUCGCCGUCACCGACGCCGUCCACACCGCCACCGUCAUGGUCUCUGUGUCUGUAGGGGACCGCAACGAGCAUCGGCCGCGGUUCUCGCAGCCCCUGUACAAGGUGGAGGUGCGGGAGAGCGCCCCGCCGGGCACGCGGGUCCUGCUGCUGGCGGCGGAGGACCGAGACCGCGACCAGCACCUGCUCUACGCCAUCGUCAACGCCGCGCACGUCAGGUCCCAGGGCCUCUUCACCCUGCACCCCGUCACUGGGGACCUCCUGCUGGCCGCGCCCCUCGACAGGGAGGUGCAGAAGGAGCACCUGCUGACGCUGCAGGUGCAGGACCGCAUCACGCCCCGGCAGCAGGACCUCUGCCGCGUCCUCGUCAGGGUCCUGGACCACAACGACCACGCGCCACUCUUCCUGCACGCCUCCUACAGCGCCUCCCUCGACCAGGACGCGCCCCUGGGCACCAGCGUCCUCACGGUCACCGCCGUCGACCGGGACCAGGGGGCCAACGGGGCCGUGACAUACUCCAUGGUGUCGGGCAACGCUGGGGGGACGUUCGUGGUGUCUGCAGACGGGGGGCAGAUCUCCCUGGCGCGCCCCCUGCCCCCCCACCGCCCCCCGCAGGAGUUCAGGCUGACGGUGAGGGCGGAGGACGGGGGCGCGCCCCCCCGGCACUCCCUCGUCAGCGUCGCCGUCGCCGUGCACAUGUCCAGGACCGCGUCUCCCAGGUUCGCACAGCGCGACUACGUGUUCGAGGUGGGCGAAGGCGCCCGCGUGGGGGCGCUGGUGGGCGAGGUGGGCGUCGAGAGUCGUCUGGNUGUAUAUACAUUGCAUGUAAUCAUGUAUGAUGACCUCACCCUCAGGGCCCAGUCCAUGAGUGGCCAGGAGUCGUGGUGUCGUGUGGUGAUCAACAUCCUGGACGAGAACGACAACGUGCCCGUGUUCACGCACACGACGUACCACGGGCACGUGUCCGAGGCCGGUCCCGCGAACACCGUGGUGCUGCUGCAGGGCCACAACUCCCCUCUGGUGGUGAGGGCAACGGACCGCGACUCUCAGCACAACGCGCGCCUCUUCUACGAGAUCAUUGAGGCCGAGGCCCGGCAGUACUUCUCCAUAGACUCCGCUACAGGAGCCAUCAGGACGCUGGGUGUGGUGGACCACGAGGUGACGUAACGCGUGACGUUCAGCGUGAGUGUGCGUGACGAGGGCAGCCCGCGUCUCACGGCGCCGUCCCACGCCCGCGUCACCGUCGACGUCGACGACGUCAACGACGUCCCGCCGCGCUUCCUGCGUCAGCUCUACGACGCUACGUCGCUGGAGGUGGCCCAGCUGAGCGCCCAGGACCUGGACUACGGGGGGCGCGCGCCCCUUGUGUUCCACAUCGCUGAGGGCGACGACGAGGGGCGCUUCAGGACUCGUGGUGGAGGACUCGGGGAGCACAGUCCACCAGCUCCCUAUGUACGCAGUUCCCUACCGGUGACGCCGCGGCGCGUGAGUCACGUGGUCGUGCAGGUCGUGGUGCUCGACAAGAACGACAACGCGCCUGUCUUCGUCAACACGCCCUACUUCGGCGUCCUGCCCGUCGACUCUCCUAAAGAUUCUGUCGUCUUCAAGGUUCAGGCGACGGACUUCGACGCAGACGAGAACAAAGACGUGCGGUACGAGCUGACGAGCGGCGAGGGCGACGUGUUCAGCGUGCACCGCACGACAGGCGACGUGCGCCUGCGACGACCGCUGCGAGGUCUCCUGCACGACUACGAGCUCGUCGUCGCUGCUUAUGAUGGAGGGCAACCGCCGCUGUCCUCCACCGCCGUUGUCCACCUGAAGGUGGUGGACAAGUCCCAGCCCAUCUUCCGGCGUCAGUUCUACAGCGCUGACGUGCAGGAGUCAGCGGAGGUCAGCACUCCGGUGGUCAGCGUCGAGGCCUACAGUCAGCUCAACCGCAAGCUCUUCUACACCAUCGUCAGCGGCGAGGGCCAUCACCACUUCGGCAUCAUCAGAGUCCAUGACGUACUGGACUACGAGCAGCAGUCACGGUACGUUGUCACGGUACGGGCGCUGGACACGGUCACGGGCAAACACGCGGACGUGGAGGUGGCCGUGACCGUGACGGACAGCAACGAUCACGCCCCGCGGUUCCCCGCGCCCUUCGUCAACGUCGAGGUGUCUGAGGGCGCCGCCAUCGCUGCGCAGGUGCUGCAGGUGCAAGCGGCCGACGACGACACCGGUGACAACGGCCGCAUAAGCUACAUGCUCGAGGAAGACAACCGCGACAACGACAACUUCUACAUGGAUAACAACUCUGGUGUUGUUGUCCUCAAGCGCAGUCUGGACCGAGAGAGACAAGCGUCCCACAUGCUCACUAUCGUCGCCACUGAUAAGGGGUCCCCGCCCCUCUCGUCCACUGCAUACGCGCUUGUUAAUGUGUUGGACAUGAACGACAACCCGCCAGAGCCGGAGCAGCCGUCAGUGCGGUGCAGAGUGUCGCAGGGGGCGCCACGCAACCACUUCGUCGCGCUCGUCGCCGCGCACGACGAGGACGUCGAUGACGCAGACAAGCUCGUCUACGCCAUCGUCAGCGGCAACACAGCGCAGGCCUUCAACAUCGAGCCCGACACUGGUCAGUGUUGCGGGAACAUUUACACUGCUUUCAGGUGGUAUUUUUAUUGCCCGUCCCUCACGUGCUCGUCCCUCACACCACCCUUCCCUCACGUGCCCGUCCCUCACGUGCCCGUCCCUCACGUGCCCGUCCCUCACGUGCCCGUCCCUCUCGUGCCCGUCCCUCACGUGCCCGUCCCUUACGUGCCCGUCCCGCAGGUGGCAGAGAACGGGCCCGCGGGGACGCCCGUGGUGCAGGUGGAGGCACGGGACCGGGACCAAGGAACCUACGGGCACGUGACGUACCACCUGCUGGGGGACGUCGCCAGCAAGUACCUGCGCGUCGACAGGAGCUCUGGCGAGGUAUGGACGGCGGCCGAGCUUGACCGCGAGCUGACGCCAGUUCUGUCCUUCACGGUGAUGGCCGUGGACGGCGGCGGACGGACGGGCUUCAGCGCUCUGUCCGUCGCCGUGAUGGACGAAAACGACAACAAACCGCAGUUUGAGUUCCGCAAAUACCGAGCGCUGGUAGCGAGCAACCACAGCAGACAGCAACCAUUGCUUAAGGUGACGGCGCACGACGCAGACGUGGACGUUAACGGGACGGUGCGGUACGUCUUCCACGCGAGCACGUCAUCCGCCGCCCUCGCCGCCCUCACAAGAGAAAUGAUACCCGGGACGACAUUGGAGGUGCUGGUGGAGGCGAGGGAUGGAGGAGACCCAGGCGUGUGCAGUGCAGUUAUCCACGUCACUGAUCCACUGCAAGCCACGCCGCGCUUCCUCUCAUCCACCUACAACUUCAGCGUGCCGGAGAACGCUUCCACCGGUUCUGUUCUGGGGUCCGUGGAGGCGACCUGGAGCCUGGAGCAGAGCAUGGAGCACGGCAUGGAGUACACCGUGGAGUGGUCACGUGAGCAGGAGUCUGCUCCUGUGAGCGUGACGCCCUCAGGUCAGCUCCUGCUCACCAGUCUGCUCGACCGCGAGUCGUGGGACGUGGCCAGCAUGCGGGUCACUGCUACGCCUGCCGUCUACCCGCACCUGGCUGUGUCUACCCGUGUCUACCUGCAGGUCAGUCUACCAGCGUCUACCCGCAGGUCAGUCUACCCGCGUCUACCUGCAGUCGAGGCGUACGACGACGACGCGGGCAUCAAUGCAGAGCUGCGCUACCUCCUCCAGGAGGGCGGCGCCCCUGUGGUUGAAGAGGGGGGCGGCGCCCCUGAACCCCUGUUCCUGCUGGACCCCUACACGGGGUGGCUCUCCCUCAACCGACCCCUGGGGGUCAACCACAACCCCGUCUACAACCUCGUCGUGGAGGUACGUGACGCAGGCAGUCCGCCGCAGACGUGCUCGUGUGAGGUGCAGGUCGUCGUGACGGAGGACAGCCACCGUCCGCUGGCCUUCACCAGCACCCGCUACUCCGGGGCAGUGCCGGAGGACAGCGAGCCCGGCACGGUGGUCACUACGGUCUCUGUACGUGAACGUGACGUACAUAAGCCCGUUACUAACGUCCAAGAGGGUCCCGAACUUGCCGACGUCGCUUUCUACAUCACGGCCGGCGACGUCCGACGUCAGUUCGCUGUACGGACGUCGGGAGAGGUCUACGUCCGCCGCAGGCUGGACCGUGAGGACGUCGAGACGUACCACCUGACCGUGACGGCCACCGACGGUACCAACGUCGUCCAAGUGCCCGUCACCAUCGACGUAAUAGAUGUGGAUGACCACGCGCCCGUCUGUACGUCGCCGUCUUACGACGUCGCGGUCUCGGAGGACGUAGAGCUGGGGACGGUCGUAGCUCAAGUCUCCGUCUACGACCCAGACCUCAACUCCAGUCCACGGUUCCUGCUGAUGGACACGGAGGACUCUAACCCGUUCACGGUGGACGUGGACACGGGCCACGUGACCGUAUCCUCUCCUCUUGACCGUGAAACACGUCCGGACUUCAGCCUCCUGGUGACCGUUAUUGACGGGCAAAACACGGACUGGAAAUGUUACUCCCGGGUUAACGUCCGCGUCACGGACGUUAAUGAUAACCGUCCACGGUUCAGUGAGCAGAGCUACACGGUUAACCUGCCUGAGAACUCACCCGAGAACCGGCAACUGAUGAAGCUACAUGCCGUUGACGGGGACACUGGCAACAACGGGCGCGUCAGCUACUCCGUUGACGGGGACCCUGUGUUCCUGGUUGACAGGUUGACAGGAAUACUGAGCGUGACGGAACAAUUAGACAGGGAAGAACGGGCCAUGUACAACCUAACCGUCACGGCCACGGACCACGGGACGCCGUCCCUGUCAACGCACGUCACCGUCCUGGUCUUACCCCCAGACAUGAACGACAACCCCCCCGAGUUCGCGAGCCACACGUACCACACGACCAUCCCUGAGAGCGCCCGCGUCAGCACCGACGUGACGCGCGUCCUUGCCAACUCCAGGGACGUCGGCGUCAACGCGCACAUCUCCUACAGCAUCAUCGGGGGCAACGAGCACCGCAAGUUCGCCAUACAUCCAAAGACUGAACUCAGCCGACGCGUUACAUCGCUGAGCGCUUAUCAACUAAACCAGGCAACCGUCAACGUCACCAUCACCGACGUCAACGACAACGCCCCGAUAUUCAUCCAGAACUCCUACUCUGCCCUCGUCAGCGAGGGCGCCGCCAUCCAUGACCGCCUCCUACAGGUGGUUGCCAGCGACCAGGACGAAGGUGUGAACGGUGAGAUCAGCUACUCCAUCCUGCGGGGCGACGGCGCCCACGAGUUCAGCGUGAACCCCAGCAGCGGCUGGAUCUCCGUCGCCAAGAAGCUUGACCGCGAGGCCACCAAGUCCUACACGCUGGAGCUGCUGGCGCUGGACCACGGCAUCCCUCAGCGGACGGGGUCUGUUACGGUCUACAUCGACGUCACCGACGAGAACGACAACCCGCCGGUCUUCGAGGGCGGCACACACUCGGUCUACGUCAAGGUCUGUUGCCUUCCUACUGCUGUAGGGACGACAGCCACUCCGUCAACGUCAAGUCCGUUCAUCUUCGAGAUUUGGUCCGGAAACUCGGACAAUGCGUUCCGCAUUACGGAGUCCGGACAACUGCGGACAGCUGCUAUACUCGACCACCGACUCCGCAAUCUCUACAAACUCCAGAUCAGAGUUUACGACAGCGGCAACCCGCCUCUGUACUCAGAGACCUGGCUUGACGUAAAGGUUAUCGAAGAGUCGCAAUAUCCUCCCGUUGUGCUGCCCUUCCAAGUCACCAUGUUCGUCAGAUCGGCCGACUACACCGGCGGAGAUAUCGGUAGAGUCACUGCGUCUGACCAGGACGCCUACGACGUCCUAAGUUACGGCAUCGUAAGUUCGGCGCGAGACUCCAGGUACUUCACUGUUGGUCGGACGACCGGGGUGCUGUCCAUCAAAGGGCAUCUUGACGAAGGCCAGUACUCAGUCAAUGUGUCCGUCACGGAUGAAAAGUUCGUGACGUACAGCGAAGCGAACGUCGAAGUUGUUGACGUCACGCAGGACAUGCUCGAUAACGCGGUCAUCGUGACAAUCGCUGGUGUGGCUCCUGAAGAGUUCUACGUCUCCUACAGGAGAAGUUUCCAUCGUGGCAUACGGUCAAUACUCAACGUCAAAUCUCGCGACGUUGUCAUACUUUCCAUCCAGUUGACGACUUCACGCAGACGUCGCGACAGCGGCAGGAAGAACGUACAGAACGUGUCGAGCUACCAGGAGGAGAUAGAAGUCUUAUUUGUGGUCAAGAAAGGCAAGAAAGAUUAUUUCCCCAGAAAUUUCGUCCGUAAACGCUUGAUGUCUGAACUGCAAACCCUGGAACAGUCGCUGUCUCUCGCGAUCACCGACGUCGCUGAGAACCAAUGCCAGCAGAUGAUCUGCGCCAACGGCCGCUGCGAGGACCAAAUCCUUCUUGGGAAGGAACAGCAGUUGAUAUCCACCGACGUGAUGGGCUUCUUGUCAUUCCGACACAUCCACCGCGGCGUGUGUGUGUGCCAGGCUGGAUAUGGUGGCUCUAUUUGUGACGAGAUUGUUAACGAAUGCGCCUUCCAGCCUUGCCCUUUGUACAAGGAGUGCGUGCCUAACUCCUCAUCCCUGGGAUACGCGUGUGUAUGUCCUGAUGGCCUCGUAGGCGCUACCUGUUCACAGCCCAAAGAAGCCUGCAUUGGGAAGGAGAACACGCCGACUUGCUACAUGGCGGAAGCGCCCUUCUCCUUCCAGGGCAAGAGUUACGUGCAAUAUCAGCUCCACGUGCCCAUCGAGCGACAUUUUUCCUUCUCUGUCUGGUUCAGGACGCUCUAUCCUUCCGGCAACAUCAUGUUCACGGCCGGCAGACUGGAUUACGCCAUACUCGAGUUAUCGGGGAGCAGAGUGCAGUACCGCUGGGACCUGGGCAGUGGGGAGGGCCGCCUGCAGGUUAUGUCUCCUCCCCUCAACGACUCCCAGUGGCACCACGUGUUCCUGGAGCGCCUCGGCUCCUCCGUUCGCCUGAAGGUGGACAACCUGCAUCAGGCGGAAGGAUCCUCUCCAGGUUCCAGUGAAAUGCUAAACCUGGAGAAACCUGACUUGUACCUUGGAGCUGAGGUGCGGGCUUGGGCAGGGGCUACUGACCCGCGACAAGGACUCGCGGGAUGCAUGGAUGACCCACGGGUGUACGACUCCAAGUUGCCUGUGACCCUGAUGACGUCCAGCACUGCCACCCUCGUACGGCUCACUAAAGUGGCUCAGCACUGCUACGGCUCCCUGCGUGAUCCCGGGGUCUGUGGCACCCAUCCUUGUCUCAACGGCGGCACUUGCGAGGAAAAAGACAACUCUUUCGUGUGCCAGUGUCCCUCAAGAUUCAAAGGCGCUCGAUGUGAAGCGGACUCCGACCCUUGCGCGUCCUCCCCUUGCCUCAACAAGGGCAGGUGUUCCAACGUCGGGGACUCGUUCAUGUGCCACUGUCCUCUGAACAUCACCGGCACUCGCUGCCAGCACAUGUACUGUAACCCCAACCCAUGUCAGAAUAAAGGCAUUUGUGAGGAAGGAAUAUCAGGACCUAUAUGCAUGUGUCAUGGAUUCGUUGGCCUCACUUGUGACAUCGACAUCAACGAAUGCGAGAAGAACCCGUGUCCCAACAAGGCCCUUUGUAUCAACACCCUCGGCAGCUACCGGUGCGAGUGUCCUGAAGGAGUGUCAGGAUCCAUGUGCGCUCUCCCUGAUAGUCCUACUAUGCUUUCCAAGUUCAAAUUGGUGAUCUACGCGAUCGCUGGGAUCUGUGCGCUGACGCUGCUGACGAUCACGGCGCUGUUGGUGGUGCUGUGCGUGCGACGUCGCCGGCCGGGGGGCGUCCGCCCCUCCUACGCCGAGGGGGCGGCGGCGCCCCCCAAGCAGACCGACACCUGCAGCAGACCUGGCAAACUGAGUGGCGCUGACACGCCCCCCAUUCACCACCACCACCACCCCCUGAACCGACAUGGGUGUUCCCCCGACUCUUUCUCCUCCCCCUCCCCCCACACCGACCCCCUCUACAUGCCCCUUAACAACUUCGAUGCCAUACGAAGCUACUCCCCCGCCCCCCGUCACGACCCCCUCGACAACCCCCGUAAUUUCGUCCACAACAUACGAAGAAAUCCCCACGCCCCCCACAACACCCUACCCCCUGCAUGCGGCAACCCCACCACCUCCUCCAAGUACCUGGGGGGCGACGGCCACUCCCCAUACCCUGGGGACUCGUGUCGUUCCGUCAGGACUCUGCCCCCUGGGGCGACGCCCCCCCAGUCCACCAGCCCCCACCACGUCUACAAAGACGUCCUCAGCCACAACCUCAAGGAGGCGUACUAUGACGAGGGCAAGAUACCUAAUGACGUGAUGUUCGGCGGGGGGGCGUCAUGUGGGCGCUGCCUGACGGGGGCCUGCCGUGAUGCCCUGGCGCGCUCACCGGGCGCCGAGUGUCCAGGCUACCAUUGGGACUGUUCCGACUGGACUGGACUUACUCAAAGUCCACUACCGAAUAUCAUCGAAGUCCCCGGACACGAGCUGCCCGACACCUCCAGCUUCCACUCCAACGAGUCCAACGAGUCCCUACCCCUACAGUCCCCACACAAGUCCAACCUGCAGUCCAUCCGUCCACCAGUGGUGAGGUUAGUGAACCCUGAGCGUGACAUGGACACGCUGGCAGCGGACGAGCUCACCAGCGACUGCGGCACAGACUUCGAGCUCGACUCCAGACCAGACCUCGAGCCUUCGCUGGGCGGCGUAGACCCUGGCGCUGAGUCUGAUACUUCCUUGUUUGUUCCUCAGCCGCAAAAGUACAAAUCUCAUCCCAACCAGUACCUGCCUCGCUACCAAAGUAGUGAAACUGACGCCGAGGAAGAGAGACUUAAACUACUUAACAACGAGCCCUUGGCUUCUCCCCAGUCAGCCUCCAGGUUCCACCCUGGGCACAAGUCCACGUCUUCAGCAAAGUCUCCUCCUCACCCAAGACGAUCUCCGCACCAGGACGCUGCGUCCCGCCCCUCAGGAUCUCAUAGCGAUGCUAAAUCUUCACCAACGAACAAACAAGGACCAAACGCCUCCAGCCAAGCGGCGGUCUCCCCUGGGACGCCCACCUCCAGGUUCCCUAGGAUGGGUAUAAUGAAAUCGUCGGAGCCCACGACGCCGGAGGUCGGCUGGGACCAUCGGCCUAGCUCGUCUCGUGGGGACGAUGCGUCAUUUAAAGUGCGCCACAACCGCCGUGUUGGUGCCGGGGCACAGCAGGACGAAGCCGACCAAUUCGAGGUGAUGUCGCUGUGCGGCGGCAACGACGCGAACACGUCCAUGUCUGACGUCGAGAAUCUGUGCGAGAUCGAGGAUUCCGAGAUCAACUCGGAAUUUGAAAACUGAUUUUAUGAUGAGAGUAGAUAGAAAAUUCAUUCAUCUGAGAUAAAACAUUCUCGUGGCAGUGGAUUUCAGUCAAUUUAAUAACAUUGAAACGCAGUUAUUAUGGUGAACUGAUGAACCAGACGUGUUUUAUUUAUGAGACAGUUUCGUUCCUUUAUUACACGGUAAAAAAUCGAGCGCUCCGAUAACUAAAAGAUUCUCACUGUUAACGUGACCACACAGAGAACUGUUAUAGUAAAUGGCAAUGUGAGUUACGUGAGAGUUGAGUGCUUCCACUUCUGCAGGGAAGAGUUUGCUUGCAUGAACAAAGUUUCGUAAGUGUACUUCUAGUGCGAUGGUGCUAUUUAUAAGGAAUCCUAUAUGCCUUCACACACAUUCUCCUGUGCGGUCCGUAGGUUUUUCUUUUUCGGACUCCACUUGUAUUUUAUUUAAGAGAAAGGAAAUAUUUAUUGUAGCUGAAUAUAGUAAGGACAUUCUUCCCUUCGGCAAUAUCUUAUAAUCGGAACAAACUUAAGGGACUGGCGGCCGAAUACAGCAAAUGCUUGAUGAUGUAAACAGCAGACAUGCAAAGGUAGAGUCAGAGCUUACGACCAUCGCAGUGCUGUGGUUGCCGCCUCCUGGUAGAUACUGGUUAUUAUAACGUGGGACCACAACGCUUUUAUUACCUAUAGGUACCUAGUACGGUCACGACUGAUCCAUGUAUAACCUUGUUGUAGUUGGUGGUAAUGAUGCUGAUUCUCUAGUAUUUAUUAUUGUGCCAAACUUUAUGUAGUGGAAUUCAUAGCAACGCGGCGCGGGUGCUAGCAGCUGUGCUCGCUUCACUUAAUAUUAUCUUUUCCUAUUACCUAUUAAAUAGAAUGUUGCUUGUUUAGGUUAUCGUUUCCGGCUCCUACUUCAAUGACAGUUUGUCUUACUUAUAUUUUAUACAAAUGAAAAUAUGUUAAUUUGUGUUAUUUCUUUUGUAAGUAUUCUUUAAUUUUGAAUUGUACAAUUUUUCACGUAGGCUCGGGAGAUCCACAGUUAGCUCGAUCAUUGUCCUGGUUAUGUUUUAAGUAAUUCUCAGUCCCAAGCACGGCAAAGUUUCGACUAAUUUUACGUCAUCGUUAGAAUUCUGCGGUCGUAGGAAGCGUUCACUUAUAAAAAUUCGAUCUCGUCCAAAAUUGAGGUGUAAUUUUUGUGUAAAAUCAUCGUUAUUUAGUUAAUACCGGCGACGGGGCGUACUAUCAGAUGUGUGCAGGUAUUAUAAUAAUCUGAUGUAUGUAGGUAUUAUUUGACAUUAUAAUCCAUUAAUUGCUAUUAGUGUUCGGGUGACUCAGGGAGGCUAUGUUGUGUCAGCAUAAAAUUGUAGCAUUUUAGGUCGUCAUUUUUAUUGUGUUAUGUUGUGUUGUUCGUAGUCGCGGCGAAAAGGGGAGGAGGGAUAAUUUUGAAGCGUUAUGAAUGUUGCGGUUGAUAACGUGCGUAAUUCAACCUUGAAACGGCUUACGAAUGUGGCGGUUAUGAAUCGUGUUAGAUGAGCCUGGAUUGCAAGCAUAUUACGACCGCGUCAGUUUUGUUCAAUGCAUUAGACUAGUGAACCACAAUUGUAAAUUAAAUAAUUUUUUAGCAAAUGCAACCGAAUUUUGCUGGUAAUGAGAACAAUUACGUGAUUGUCAAGGCAGCUGUUGAGGAUGCGUCUUAUUGUUGAUCUUAUGAAUUCUUAAUGUAAGUGAAUAAUGUAAGUGAAUGUCAAACGGUGCUGAAUGUACACAUGUAUAUCAUAUACCACUUUAUACCUAACUUCCAGUCAUAUACAUUCGAAACACAUUCUCGGGAAUAAAUAUUUCAUCCUGGAACGGA
Hyalella azteca is the source of this 16580-nucleotide messenger RNA. Its product is annotated as fat-like cadherin-related tumor suppressor homolog. Gene Ontology annotation, biological process: homophilic cell-cell adhesion. The record is from RefSeq and is a predicted model, not a curated record. Gene Ontology annotation, molecular function: calcium ion binding. Lineage: Eukaryota; Metazoa; Arthropoda; Malacostraca; Amphipoda; Hyalellidae. Gene Ontology annotation, cellular component: plasma membrane. The transcript is spliced from 49 exons.